AUGGGAUUUUUGAAUCCAGGAAACAGAAGUAAGAGGGCCAAGUCUGGUUCCCCCAACCCAUCCUCCAAAAAGGUUCAUAAGCGUAUUAAAUUAAAUCAAAAACCACACAAUAUAAAGACACCCAAAUUACCAGAACCCAAACGCGUUAUACAAACAGAGCCAGAGUUGGAAUUAGAAUCAACACCAGAACCAGAACCAGAACAAGAACCAUUAAAACCAAAUGCCUCAAUAUUGGAAAGACUUCCCACUGAGAUCGUUCAUGAAAUAUUUAUAUUUUCAAGAUGUUUAAGUCUACCAUUUGUAAGCAAAAUCUUACAUGAUCAAUUAUAUCCAACUAAAACAUUAAAGAAAACUAUAUUAAAAGAUUCCAUAAUGGAUUUAAACACUGGGAUAGUAUCACCAGAGAUGGAUCACAAGAAGAGGUUUGCUCUAGAUAAAGAUAUCUUGAAAUAUAAAUUUGUAAAAAUGGAUCUAUUGGAAGAGUUGAAAUUUGAUACUGUAUUACCAUUAAGUAGUAUAGCAUCAGAAUCCAAAAAUAGAUUAAUAUUAUACUAUGACAAAUUAAAUCAAAAAUUACUUGAAACAAUGAGACGAGCUGAAAGUACAGAGGAAGAAAUUAAUAGAGAAUUGGCAAGAAUAGCAGAUGAAAAUUUUAAUGAUAUAACAAGAGGUGAUGUUGAAUUAGAAGAUGUUCCAGAAGAAGAAGUUCAAGAUUUCCCGGAAAAAUAUUAUAAUUCACCUUUCAAUAAGGAUAAAUUAAAUGCUUUGAGAUAUUUACACGGUAAGGGUCUUAGAUUUGUUGAUUGUAACACUAUAUUUAAGACUGUAAUGGAAAGUGGAAUAUCUGUAUCAGAUUUGACUAUAAUUUAUGAAUGUCUGGAAACUGAUACCAUAACUUCAGUUCAACCAUUAAUUGAAGCUUUUGAGACGAGAAAUUGGGAAUAUAUACAAUGGUUUAUUGAUACAAUGGAUAAAGAAUUUUUAAAUAAUGAUGAUUUAUGGAUAUAUAUCUAUAAAACACAAGAUGUUCAAUUAUUACAUUAUUUAGAAGAACAAGGAGGGACCCCAAGUCAUGAUGUAUUGGGUAUGUUAACAACUUUGGGUUAG
Hansenula ciferrii is the source of this 1107-nucleotide messenger RNA. RefSeq lists its product as uncharacterized. Bases 1 to 1107 code for a protein of 368 amino acids. NCBI's taxonomy places the organism in Eukaryota, Fungi, Ascomycota, Saccharomycetes, Phaffomycetales, Wickerhamomycetaceae. The record is from RefSeq and is a predicted model, not a curated record. The transcript has a single exon.